Messenger RNA from Cheilinus undulatus (humphead wrasse), 3181 nucleotides. RefSeq lists its product as uncharacterized. Gene Ontology annotation, molecular function: sequence-specific DNA binding; D-aminoacyl-tRNA deacylase activity. The record is from RefSeq and is a predicted model, not a curated record. The coding region runs from base 41 to 3181 and encodes 1046 amino acids. The transcript has 19 exons. Gene Ontology annotation, cellular component: cytoplasm. Lineage: Eukaryota; Metazoa; Chordata; Actinopteri; Labriformes; Labridae.
GUUGCAACCUGCGUCAAACUUCUCCUCGAUCAAGUUAGAGAUGCCUUCUUUUGAGUUUCUGGAUAAGGUGGAGCUGUUCGUGCGAACAGGAACACAUCCUGUAGAUGCAUCAAAGAGUUCAAAGAAAGUAACCAGAGCGGCAAGCAAAAAGUUUAUUUAUCAAGAUGGCCGUUUGUGGCGUACUUAUCGAGGACGCCUGCUUCGGGUCGUCAGAAAUAACGAGGAAAUAAGAGAGAUUUUGAUCCGUUACCAUGACAACAACAACCACGCUGGCCGGGUACGGACAGUAAAGGAGAUUAUGAUGAUGUAUUACUGGGUUGGAGUGACAGAGUCGGUGAAGAACUGGAUCAAAAAUUGUACUGGUUGUCAGAGACAAGCUCCUGCCAAAAGAGCUGACCCACCCGUCCAGUUCUGCUUGGCCUAUGGCUGCGAUGCAUCAAGCUACGUUUACCCUGAGCUCACAUUUCACAGGUUUCCAAAAGAAGCCGAGCGACGACGAAGAUGGCUGGCUGUGGCUCAGAGGGAUGAAGGCUCACUUCGCUCAAGAUCCUGUCUCUGCUCAAGACACUUUGAGCCAUCGUGCUUCACCCUGAACGAAGAGGGUCAGAUGAUUCUGUCACCGGACGCUGUACCCACCAUCAUCCCUGUGACAGCGCAGGAGCAAGAGGGUCCUGCAACUUCAGAUGAGGACUUCCUUCAUUCAAAAAGUCUUGAAGAAAUCCUCCACACAGCUGCUACUGAUGCUGCUGCUUCACGAAACACGAGUACUGACCUAGCCUUAGAUCAAUCCCCCACAGAGAUGCAGGAACACCAGUACUCCCUCCCACCUCCUGAUCAGGACUCCACAUCAGUCCAGGCUUUGAAGGUGUACAAGAAAAGGCAGACUGUCAUUGAGUCGAGUUUUGCCACUUACAACCAGAUUGCCAGGUAUCUAAGCCACAGGGUUUUACCGAUGCAGAGCAAGAUAAAAAGAGGCUCUCUAAAGAGGAUGGCCAAGCGUUUUGCUCUAAUAGAUGGAGUUCUGAUGUUCACACGAGUUUCUCCUCCUCUCAGAGUGCCGCGCAGCAGGGAGGAGGUAAACUCCAUCCUGACACAGUUCCAUGACAACCAGGGUCACUACAGCCAGGGAAUCUGCCAGAAAGAGAUCAUGAAGCAUUUCUACUGGGCCACCAUGAGCCGAGACCUGGCCCGCUGGAUCUCCAGUUGCAACACUUGCAUCAACAGAACCAAGAGGAAGUGGCUCCGCUGCAGCAUCCAAAACUGCACCAACUGCUGUGGCCCGGUGGAGAGAGGACUGGGCCUCACCUUUCAUAAGUUCCCUCUCCACAACAUGGCCCUGCUAUCUCAGUGGCUCAAAGCUGUCGGUCGCUCUAACUGGCAUCCUCGUCUCUGGUCCUCUGUCUGUUCGGUCCAUUUCACCGAGGACUGUUUUGAUCGCGGUGGGGACAAAGUCGUCCUCCAUCCGGACGCUGUGCCCACCCUCCUGGUCCACAGUGACUCAGUGGUGUCUUCUAACGGCCCAGUCCAGUCUGUUAUGGACGAGUGUGCCUAUUUUGCCAAGUAUGAUGCGGUGGAUCUCUACCUGCGCAGACACACAUACCCUCCUGGACUGAGUUACGUGGAGAAAAACACCUUCAGGAGGUUCUGCAAACAGUUCGUAAUCAAAGAUGACGAGCUCCACAUAAUGAGGGGAGAUCGGGUGCGUUUGGUUCUAAGGAACAGACAGCAGGUAGAAAACGCCCUGGUAGAUUAUCACAAUGAGCUGAACCACCUGGAUGUCAACAAGUGUCUUAGACUGCUCAAUGAAAGAUACUUCUGGAAAACUAUGAGGUCUGAUGUGGUGAAGUGGAUCAACAGCUGCUCACAGUGCAGCCUGAAAAAAAGGCCGAAACCGAACAACCGAUCAGGAGGAGGAUCGAGUCUGAAAGAGCUGAGAUCACCACAGCUACACGAUGAUUUUGACAGUGGGAGGGAUGAUGAUGAUUACAGUCCUGAUGAAGAGGAUGUUGUUGGUAAUGAAGAGAGGCAGCCAGCAACAAACUCAGAUAACAGAGUGCAGCCAGGAACUCCAGUCAGCACCAAGCCCAGAAUCCCCAUCCUGCUCCAUCUAAAAGCUCCUGUCAACCUGCAGCCCAAACAUCCUGUAAUCUACCAUCAGAAGAAUAACAACACCCGCUAUGUCACCAAAAUCUGGUCUAUCAAGAAAGCGACCCCUACUCAGCCUGAGGUCCAGACAGAGACAAACUCCUCUGAGAACAGUGACCAGGUUCCACCAGAGGGAGAGACACAAACCCAGGACCAGAACAAAACCAAAAGCUGUCAGGGCAGCGCCAGAACACAUUACGUCCAAGUUCAGGUCAUAUCUGAACCCAACGCUGAGUCAGAUGAGCUCCCAGCAACACCUGGUACUCCUGACAACAUAAGCAAUCAAACCUCACCUCCAAGUCAAAGCAAAAGGCUGAAAACGAAGUCCAAGGCUCAAAUAGUGGCUCCAAAACAGACUCAAGGUGCUGUCCAGAGGGCAAAGAGAAAAGUUGACCUGGAUGGAGGUUCUUCAGCUAAAAAGAGCUUUAGCGGUGGUGCAGAGCCAGUGAAGUCCCCCAACAGUGAUCUGUGGCCCGUUUUCACCAUCUCUGAUUCCAAACUCCCUACUGACAUGGACAGCCCCGCACCUACUCGGAGGCCUAGAAAACUUCGGGCUCGGAUUAUCAUCCAGCAGUGCAGCCAGGCCAAAGUCAAGAUCAAACCAGCUCUGGACGGGGCAGAAGCUCAGUGGGCAGAGAUCCAGGAGGGGAUGGUUGUGUACGUGAGUUUCUUCCAAGGAGCCGCUGAGGACGUCAUACAUGAAAUGGCGAACACUCUGAUGACCACCAAACUCUUCCGCAAAGACACUCGACACUUGGUUUCCAUCCUGGAUCUUCCAGGCAGCGUUUUAUUCGUCCCCCAGGACUCCCUAGUUGGGGAGCCAUCGUCCAAGAGGCGAAUGCAGUACAAGGAUGGGUGUGAACCGUGGUGGGGAGCCCAGCUCUUCUCAAUCCUGGUGUCCACCUGCAGAGAGCUCAUGUUGGGCUCAAAUAAGAGCAUGAACGCCAGUGUGAAACUGGAGCAAGGGAUCUAUGGACAGAAACAAGAGAUUGUCCUGAACUCUAUGGAGCCACUGACAGUCCUGCUGGAGUUCUGA